Amoebophrya sp. A120 is the source of this 6067-nucleotide messenger RNA. The record is from the annotation of a GenBank genome assembly. Lineage: Eukaryota; Dinophyceae; Syndiniales; Amoebophryaceae.
CAGCUGUUGUGCCAUGUUUCCCUUCAUCUGUAGCAAGAUUCACUAUUACCUCCCGGAGUUGCGCUUGCAUAUAAUUGGCGUGGCAUUGGCAGAGAUUAAGUACUUACAGAUCGACUUCUGUACGCAAGCGGCGGUUGAGUAGAAGCCCUUUACUAGGCAGGAAGACGAAGUGGGGUCAUCAAUCUCGAUCAGGAAUCGAUAUACUUACACGAAGUAGUUGUAAAGUAGUGCUUUAUAAUACGUUGUAGUACUAAAAAGUAGCACACACAGGAAUAUACAAGUUUUGACUUUGAGAGUUAUAGACCAGUGUCUACUUCACGACGCGAAUUCUUGACUACAUUCAGUUCUGUUAUGGGUCUUCGUCUAUUUGAAUUUUGUAUUUGCUUCGUUAUCGACGCCAUGCAGUUUUGAGAUCUGAUAUCGUUAUCCGUCGCAGCAGAUCACGAAAAAAAAAUGGGAGAUCGUUCUUACGACUCCUACGCUGGUGCCAAGUCUACCUCUUGGGGAACAGCAGGGGAUCAUGACUAUGAAGAGUAUAACCACACCUACGGGAAGAUGAAACACAAACAAGGAGGAGCCAUGACCGAGAGCGCCGACGCUCCUGGCGAAGCUACGGCACAACAAGGAGCCAACGACUAUCACAAAGAUUGGGUCGACUACAGCCAGUAUAAGUCAUGGGACGACAGCGCGGCUCAUACCUGGAAUAAAGAUGCGGACAUUACGUCGAAGAUGAGUGGCAGCGCAAAGGCCACAAAGAGCGACUACACGACCAAAAACGAGUACCCCAGAUCCGACCGGUGGAAUCAAGGUAAAACCUGGGAAAACGAAAAAUCAAACGAAAAUGGCAAAGGUCCGCAGGAGGUGGACGUGACCGUCUGUCAGUCCUCCGGCAAAGAUGAAAAAGAUGACUAUCAGUCCGCGUCCUACAACAAUUUCGGGCGCAACUCGACCUCGUACGAAGAUCCAGAGCUGCUGCACCAGGUCACUACUCCGGAGGAUCCGGAAGCAGCGGCGCCGCAGUCGUCGAAGAGCUCGGGGAGCGCGAGUAGCAUUUAUGAUGCGUUUAAUGCUGCAUCUUCGGGGGAUAAAGCUAAAGGUGGACAAGAAAAGAACAACUUCUAUGCAGGAGGGGACGAGGACCAUGAUAAGGCGGGGGCGAGAUUUUCCGGUCGUGAAGAUACUGGCAUGGUCUUCGAGGUUUCUCCUUUGCCGAUCAUAACUUCUCAGGAGGUUUUGGACGAGUUCCAGGAAAUCGAAAAUCACGGUCAGAAGAACUACGGCCACUAUGAAAUGAACCCUGACAGGACAGCGAGCUCCUUUCACAACUACAAUGACCGAAGUGCAGCUUGGAGGUCUCGUGACGACCAGCAGGAGGAGCAGAAUUACGACCACAAGGCCAGUGGAAAGAAAGGCAAGGGGAAAAAGGGCAAGAAGGGCGGUAAAGGGAAGGAUCGGUCGUACCACUACGGAGAUACUUUUAAUACCUGCGAAGAUCGGGGACGGGGGAACUACGGACGGCAGAACUACAGUGAAACUUACGGUAGUCGUCAUGGCGGACACGGUCCCGCAGAGGACUACGACGGGGGUGAGAGCGGUGUAGAAAAGCUAAGCUGGGAACAGCUGGAAGUGGGAAAAAAGCUCACUUCGCAACUCCGACACUAUUCGGUACUACGUAGGCGUAGGUGGUGGCUUCGAUAAGUAAUCAACAUGAUUGGACCUGUUGCGUAUAACGACCAUGAGUGUGAUCAUGCGUCUUGUCUGUCGUGAUGUCCUCGUGCGAAGAUUUUCAGAUUUUUCAACUCGACGACGCACUCGCGCACAAAGUAGAGACAGACCGCUGCUCGAAGCAGUAAUUGUGUCUCUUUUGUUCUGACUCCGAGCCUAAAAAAGCCAUUUUUCGAAGUUUCUAAAUCCUAUAUGACCAAUCCCAAAAUCUUCCCAGCGACACGGCAUGGACCGCUACGGUUUCGUCACACUGGAGUUUCUGCAGCAGAACGGCGGCCGACGGCUCAAGGACAACCUAGAUCUGUCCUUGCUGUUGCUCCUGGAAAAGCUGGACUGCAAGGGAAACUGUCCGAGGAUUGAGGUGUACGUUGGCGAGGGUGCACACGCGGGGGAAGUUUUUGUCCGCGCGCUUUCGAAACACACAGACGGAGAUGUCGACUUGUCUGGAAAAGUGCCGGAAAAGAUCCAGGGUGCUGGGGAUAAUGAAGAUUGUGCUGCGAGUGAAACGACCUCUGGAUGGGAUGCAGCUGCAGCUGCUCCGAGCGAAGACGAAAGGGCUUCUAAAAAUGCAAGUGCAGGAGCUGCAGCAGGUACUGCUACAUUUGAGUGCUCUGGCGGAUGAGUUGUGUAGUCCUUGAUCUUGUCUUUCACUAUCACUUCUAGCCGCAGAUUUGCGGAGCUAUGUCUUGCUGCCUGAACGCCGCCCUAUCUGCCCAUGUUGGCAGUUUUUCUCUGCAAGUCAAAACUUUUUGGCUGUUGCGCAUGAGGACAAAUUGAGUUAUGAAUGACAAAUUGAGUAUGAUAGAUAGAUGCUCUACUAUGUUUUUCGCCAAUUAAGGUGCUGCUGCUGGCGCGGCUGCGGCGCAGGAAGAGGACCACGGAUGGCGGGGGAACAAGAACUCUUACAAGACGACACAGAUGGCAUCAUCAUCAAAGCAGGAGACCACAGGCCCAGCUGAAAAAAAUGCAGGAUACGAUUAUACUACCAACGAUUACAACAAUUCCUACAAGAACUACUACAAAAACUACGAGGAAAAGAACAAAGACACGACGUCGAGCUACAAGAACAACUACAACAAGCACAAUUACUACGACGGCGCUGCUCCAGGCACGAAGGACGACGACGACGAUAAAGAGCUCCUGCAAAAAGAGAAAGAGAAGAAGCCUGCUGCUGAGCAUUUUUCAAUCUGUACGGAAGACGAGAAAGACGACUCCACUUUUAUCGACGAGAAAGAAGACUCCACUUUUGCGACUGCGCCGCCGACAAAAAUGUUGGAAAAAUCCUCCUCAGUGCCAGACGCGGAUGAAAUUGAAAAGUAUCCACUGCAAAAGUAUCACACUCGUACUACUUCGAAUUGCGAUACUGGAUGACAAAUCUUAAUCUCCUCUGUGAUGGCCUGUGUCAGCACUGCAACUGCAUUUUUGGGUUUCCUUUUUUAUUUAUUUUUGCUUCUGCAGGAAAAAUUUGUGAUGCAAUUACAGCAAUGAAAUAGAAAUGGAAUGCGAUACUUUUGCAAUGCAUACAAAGCAAAAAAAACCGGUAUCCGCUGCACUGUACGCCAGCCCGGGCAGCACGCGCGCGGAUGACGGGGAAAACGAGAUAUCAUCUCCGGACGUACUCAUAUAAUUUCAUUCUACGAACAAGAAAUGAGGCGCUUGCUGCCAUAGAUGCAGAUUUUUCUACUUUCAAGGGGACACUGCAUAGCCCGAUGUACUUCUCCGUCGUGUCCUUUAUUGUUAAUGCGGCUCCUCCGUGUGCUGAUCCAUUUUGCGUGGGAGAUUUGAUCGCACAUCAAUCAAAUCCAGGUAAACAAGACCGGAGCGUCGAUUUCGUCCCUGGACAAAGGUAAAGCCGGAAUGAGUGGAUCGUCCCCGACGUUUGAGAAAAACGACAAGGGCGGCAAAGGCAAGGCUGAGGCGAUGGCGCUGAAGGGCAAGGGGAAAGCGGACCCCUGUGCUGGAAAGGGAAGCAAGGGCAAGGUAAACUUAUGCCCGUCACCGUCUUCCUUUUUUCUUUGUCAUCCCCAGGUGGCUGUGUAAGUAGUCUUCGCUCGGACUUGUCAAUGCCGGACGCCGUCAGUGCAGUGCUGAGUGACGUUGCUGUGGGUUGAAGAAAGUGCAAGUAAAGUGUACACAAUCCAAUACGGUGUAAGCAUGUACUACUCUGAAUUAUUUGGAACCUGUAAAGCUACCAAAUUACUAGGGCCCCCCACCGCCUGCCAUUAUUGUCCAAGAUAAAAGGCUCUGGAACCAGAGAUGCAGCCUCGGGCUCGAAAUGCCAGUCAACACGCCUACCAACUGCGAAUGUGUCUGGGUCUGGAAGCGUGGCGCUUGUUGUGCCGCAUGUCUUGCAUAUCUGGAAAAUCUGCACCGGGCGACAGAGAGGAGCCGCCCUUUUGUUUAUGAAUGAAAAAAGCGCCUUGUGCGCACGGGCCACCGUAUCUAUUGGGAGGCGUCCGCAAGAACGCUUUAUGCUUGUAGUUCUCCCUGUCAGCAUUUAGCAUCGCAAGUUUCCAGGCCCAGACGGCACAUUUGCAGUGCAUCACGCAGCAGCCAGACCAAAGCCGUUUGCUUUGCCAAGCCUAUUCGCUCUUCGAGUUAUGCAGUGCAAAACUAUCGCGCUAGCAUUAGCCAGACCAUCACAUCAAAUCCCUUGCACAGUAUGAACUAUGAGAAGUCUUGUCUUGCUGAUUUACCUCAGGAAGGGGGUUUGUCUUGCAUGUUUGCAAUUUGUGCGAGUGCGAUUCUUUUGCGCAGAAUAUGACUACCAGGAGUUCGAUUUCCUUGUUCCGGAGGUGAUCAAGAAGAAGGAGGAAGUUAUGGCCUGCUCAAAUGGAAUGGUCUGAAAUCGAUCAAGUUUGCGACUCCAUAGAGUGCUCUCGAGGAUCAGUCCAGCUCCAGCCAUCACGGAGCUGAGCAGUACAGCUAUAGUAUGAGGCUCCUCCAAACUCUGCAUUGGAACUUGCACAGGUAAAUUUGUCAUGCACGACGACCCCUGGACGUCGAGCAGGUAGUAGUCUUGCCCGCUUUAAUAUGCAAGACAAGUUUAGGCUUUGCACUAUUUUCAUCCGGUUGAGAUUUUUGUUCAUCCAGUUGAGCAGGGCAUAGCAGCCAACUUGAACUUCUUCCUGCACAAUGUGACAGAGGCGGGAAUGAUCUUCAGAUUGCAGGACCCGAUGGAUCUCCGGAGCUUAGAGGUUGCAGUGCGAAAGGAAGUACAACCGGAUCCAAAUGAGCGGCCCCGGGCCGGCGCGGAGAGCCAGAUCAAACAGAUCCAGGCGGUGUUACCGAAGCAGAUGAUGGUUUCUGAGGAGAGCUUACACACCCUACCGCCGCAAAUUCGUGGGCUUGUGGAGCAGAAGCGUACAACUCAUUAUACAUUCGUAUUAUUUUGCGCAUGUCUCAUCUUCAUCCACUUACAUUCUCUAGUAGAUGCAGACUUCUUUUUCCUUGAGUUGAAGACUUGGCUAAUUCUAUCACGUUUAUUUCUCUGCCAUUUUCUCUCGAGCUACGACCACUCCCGCGAUUCACUACCUGGUUUACUUGAUUAUGGCUUUUCCGAUGAGGGUUCUUGUCUUCCGUGACAAAACAUUUUUUCGAGACCGCAAAUAUUAACAACAGGGAACUUCAUCGCGAUCCAGCUUGGGGAGGUGUGGUAUUACCUGUUGCACGCGGUGCCGGUCGGAGGUGGAGACCAGGAGAGCAAAACCCUUCUGACCGCUUGGAUCGACCCCGUCGGCCCAUCUGGGUUGAAUCUGAUCGGACGGGCGCCGAAAAACACCAAGAGAGUUGCGGAAAUAUUUGCGCAGGGGAAGGCGAAGGGCAAGGGGAAGUAGAAGGACUCUGGUGAUAAGGGGGGGCGUCUCCUGUGAUGGGUCGCGACGGGGUUGACCUCGUGGCAACUUGCUGCGCUUUUUGAUCUUCGUUGGCCUGCCGUAGUAAACGGCUUCGAUUUCGGGAUAGAGUCGCCUUGGUCUACUUUGGGCAAGUCAAUCAUUUGAACAGGUGCUAUGAUCGAGAUCGUUCCAAUUCUUCACACGAUAGCACUGCAGCUUCCCGAAAGAAUUGCUCUCGUCCAUGUUCAUGGAAGUACAAGUACUAUAUGUAGCUAAUGGAACAAAAUGCAAAAUGAAAACUGCGAUGUCAUCGUGUGGCGAUAUUAGUCAAAGAAAGACGAGUGAGAAGGAUAAAGUGAAAUUCAAUUAUUUUUGUGCGGUAUCACACGGCUAUACUUGUACACAUGGACAUGCUUCCAUUCUUCACCUCUGGUCAUCGAAUCAUAGCAACUUCAUCUACGUUUGAACGUUAUCUCUGGUCGAUUGAUGCGGGUGUAAUUAUUUCC